GAUGACACAAUAACAUUUUACAUAACAUUUGCCUCACCUAAAAGAGGGGGCUUUAUUAGUCCAGAUCUUCCGAAUAUAAAUUUUGAAAUGUAGGUUUUUUUUCACACACCAAAUAGUAAACAAUGAGGAGCUUUACGAUCUUGAUUUUUGCAAGUCUUGCGCUUGUGAAAUCAUCCCCACAAGGUGACUACAACCGGCACGCACCCAUCGUUCGACAGGACGCUGAAGUGAACCCAGAUGGGACUCAUAGCUACCUUUACGAGACAGGGAAUGGGAUUUACGAGGACCAGCAAGGGUUCCCUAAAGGGCCUGAUAACCAGGCGGUGCAAGGGCAGUUCCAGUACCAGUCCCCCGAAGGGCAAAUUAUUCGGUUAGUGUACACUGCUGAUGAAAAUGGGUUCCGACCGCAAGGGGACCAUCUACCAACGCCACCACCCAUCCCCCCAGAAAUACAAAAAGCGCUGGAUUAUUUAGCCACUCUGCCACCACGCGCUGAUGAAAUUUAGUGUAAUAAUUUAUUGUAUUUUUAAUUUUUAAUAAAAAAAUCAAUGGAUAAGCGAAUAAA
This is a messenger RNA of Tribolium castaneum (red flour beetle), 565 nucleotides long. RefSeq names its product endocuticle structural glycoprotein ABD-4. Gene Ontology annotation, molecular function: structural constituent of chitin-based larval cuticle. The record is from RefSeq and is a predicted model, not a curated record. Gene Ontology annotation, cellular component: chitin-based extracellular matrix. NCBI's taxonomy places the organism in Eukaryota, Metazoa, Arthropoda, Insecta, Coleoptera, Tenebrionidae. The transcript has 2 exons. The coding region runs from base 123 to 506 and encodes 127 amino acids.